Molecule: messenger RNA, 1088 nt
Organism: Aspergillus ibericus CBS 121593
Lineage: Eukaryota; Fungi; Ascomycota; Eurotiomycetes; Eurotiales; Aspergillaceae
Exons: 2
Coding region: 116-997 (293 amino acids)
Source: RefSeq, a predicted model, not a curated record
CCUCGGCAGGUUUUUUCCGCUCCGUCUCUUCUUCGGUGCUUCUGGAAAUUUGCCUGAUCUUUUCAUACUCUAUUCGUCUUGCUGUAUAUACAUUCGUUCAUUUUUGUCGUUAUCGAUGGAGGCCAUUCGCUCAUUGGCGUGCUCCCUAUGGGAGUCGGUCACUUUCUGGAAAGCCGCGGCCAUCUGCUUCGCCUUGCUCAAUUUGAAGACUGUCCCCAUGGUGUGGCAUAUCCGCGUCUACCGCUACUUCUUCAAACAUGGCUACCUCAUCACCCCCGCCGUCGAACAGCCCGCCCGUCCCUGCACCGAGGUCCUCGAGCCGGUCAGCAUCUUCUCCCGCGCCCCGAUCAUGGAACUCGACUUCAACAUGCACAAGUCCAACUCGACCUACUUUUCCGAUCUUGACGUCUCCCGUACCGCGCUCAUGUCCAAUAUCGUCGUCAAGGGCGCCGCGCUCCUGGAAAAGCGUCUCCACGCACAAGGCAAGAAAGGAUUUCUGGGCUUUAUCCUCGGCAGCGUCUACACGAGCUUUAAGCGAGAGAUCCCCGCGUACACCAAAUACGAGGUGAAGUCGCACGUCGCCAGCUUCGAUCAGAAAUGGAUCUACAUCGUCACUUACUUCCUCAAGCCCAGCAAGAGCAAGAAGGGCCAAGACGACCCGGAGGUUCUGAAGAAGCGUCUCUACGCCGUGUCGAUCAGCAAGUACGUCCUCAAGAAGGGUCGCUACACGGUCCCUCCCAAGGAUGCCUUUGAGGCGGCGGGAUAUACCCCUUUCUUGUUCGAGACGGAAGCGAAUGGUCACGCGACGGGAGUGAACGGACAUGUCAAUGGCGAUGCGGUGCAGCGCAAGGAGACGGCCGAUGGAACGUCGGAUGAGUGGGAGCGGUUGAAGGCGGAGAUUGAUCGGGGGUUGACUGUUGUGGAACCGAUUAUUGCGCAGGAGGAGAAGCUCAUGGAGGAUUAUGUGCAUAAGAUGACUACGCCGGGGUUUGCCUAGACUUAAGAGUAUAGAUGUUGAUAGACUAGAUAGAUGUUGAUAGACUAGAUAGAUGUUGAUAUAUUCAAUAAUACAGAGUGAUUGUGUUGAG